AUGAGUACCUUACCAAACGGAGUCUCCGAAACUUCUACUAACGAAUCCUCCUCCUCGCUCUCUCCGUCUAUCCAGGAAUUGCUUGCUUCUUACCCAUCCAAGUCUGCACCCAACUCAGGUACAGGCUACCCAGGAAACCUCACUACUGAGCAACAAAAGGCAUUGGACCAAUUACGUAGUAUUCUGACAGAACUCGGAUACUCUGAUCGUCUGGACGAUGCUUCACUUCUCCGAUUUCUUCGUGCACGUAAGUUCAAUGUGGAACUAGCCAAGGAUAUGUUUGUUGCAUGCGAAAAAUGGCGCGCAGAGUUUGGAACAAACACUAUCCUCACAGAUUUCCAUUACAUGGAAAAGGCAAAGGUCGCCCAGUAUUACCCCCAAUACUAUCAUAAAACAGAUAAAGACGGCCGGCCCAUCUACAUUGAACAACUUGGGGCUGUCAAGAUUCAUGAAAUGUAUCAAAUCACUACCCAGGAACGCAUGCUUAAAAACCUGGUUUGGGAAUACGAGGCCUUUACCCAUUACAGACUCCCAGCUUGUUCCCGUCAGCAGGGUCAUUUGGUUGAAACUUCAUGUACUAUUCUUGACCUUAAGGGCAUUUCACUGACCACUGCUACCCAGGUCUAUUCUUAUAUUCGUGAAGCCUCCAACAUUGGCCAAAACUAUUACCCAGAACGUAUGGGCAAGUUUUAUGUCAUCAAUGCUCCCUUUGGUUUUUCUACUGUUUUCUCCGUCAUUAAGCGUUUCUUGGACCCCGUCACUGUUGACAAGAUCUUUGUGCUUGGUAGCAAGUACCAAUCAGAGCUUCUUAAACAGAUCCCCAUCCAAAACCUGCCCAUCAAAUUUGGAGGUAAGAGUGAAUCUGUAGGAGGUGUUGAACUUGCAGAUGAUGGACCAUGGAGAGAUUCUCAGUAUAUUGGUCCCGAGGGAAUGGCUCCUAGAUCUUCAGCUGAUACCAUUCUUAACGCUGCCGCCACUGCCACAUCUAGUACUACUACUACUGAUGCUGCUGCUGCUGCUGCUGCUGCUGCUCCUGAACCCGCCACUGCUACUGCUACUGCUCCUGCUGCUGUGCCGUUGUAA
This is a messenger RNA of Magnusiomyces paraingens, 1083 nucleotides long. RefSeq lists its product as uncharacterized. The transcript is spliced from 2 exons. NCBI's taxonomy places the organism in Eukaryota, Fungi, Ascomycota, Dipodascomycetes, Dipodascales, Dipodascaceae. Bases 1 to 1083 code for a protein of 360 amino acids. The record is from RefSeq and is a predicted model, not a curated record.